This is a messenger RNA of Angiostrongylus costaricensis, 1224 nucleotides long. Lineage: Eukaryota; Metazoa; Nematoda; Chromadorea; Rhabditida; Metastrongylidae. The record is from the annotation of a GenBank genome assembly.
AUGGAGGAUGUCCCGUCGUUCGUGUUCGAUUUCUUCAUGGAGAGACAUAUUGUACUGAAGGAAGAGUGGCUUUCGAAUGUUCUAAUGUACCUGUUUUCCUUCUUUGAAGCGGAGAUGGGAGAAUCUGCUCCUGAAAACCCAAAGAACAUAGCCAGUUUGGUGUACGAACAGUGGAAAUACACGGAUAUAAGCGAAACUACUUAUCCUUUACUGAAGCAGCUUGCCAUCGAUGGGAAUACUCAUAAGGCUUAUGUCGUUUCUGUUGUUGACAUUGGUGCAUCGUUCUACUCGCAGUUUUGUGCUCUUGUACACGAAUUCGUCGAUAACACUGGAUUUGAACCGUUGCCUGAAAUGGAGCAUGGACCUGGCCUAGAGAAUCUGGAAGCUGUACAUAAGCCUAGACGUAUGCUUUCGUUCACAGUUAGUGAUGGCGAGACAAUCCUUAGAGCAAUCGAGUAUCAUUCGAUAAGAAGCCUUUCUCUUCUUACAAAACCUGGGUGUAAGAUUCUCCUAAUCCCUCCCAUUUUGUGCAGAAAGGGAGUGUUUUUCCUCAAACCAACGAACGUUCAGCUCCUAGGUGGAGACGUUGAGUCGUUCUUCACGAGUUGUCGUCCACUCCAAGUGAUGUCUGAAAGGUUGAAUGUACCUAUUCCGACCUCGAAGAAACAAUCAGUUAAAACUCAAACCGAAGCUUUCGGGUCGGAAAGAGACACAGGAAGUGGUGUAAAAGGAAAAAAACACAAUAGGCAAGUAAAUGUUCACAAACCAACUAAAGUUUUCGAUAAGCUUCCAACGUUAUGUUAUGGUGGAUACGAUGAUCUCCGUGAAGAUUCUUCGGUAACCUCUGGGUCUUCUCACACAUCGGCGCGUGCUUUACGAGCUCCCUGGAAGCCAGUUGCACAGGUAUCACCGAUGCAUACCACAGAGGGAAAUGCAAAAGGUGUUCAGAAUCGCCAGCUCCCGAUUCCAGUAGAGGAUAGCCCACCGGAUUUUGAUGCAGAACUUAGUCGACUGCAGACGACCAUGAGUUAUUCAUCACCGUAUGACAUAUCUCAUAGUGACAACAAUCUUAAAAGACGUUCGUUGGAUAGAAGAGCUGAAAGAAUUCAAGGUCUGAUAAUCAAAUUAAUCGGUCACUUUGGCUCGGAGAUCAUUGUUGCAUGUCCUUCUCUUGAUGUACGGAAACUAAUCUUCCUCAAAGAACUUCUCGAGUUCCCACUUUAA